GGACGAAGCCCCGCGUGACAUGCUAACACUCUACUCGUCGACGGAAGGCUCCAAGUCUUUUGAGUCGAGCGAAGGAACUUUGUUCGUGCGGUCCCUGUGCCAAAUUCUAGACGCCAACGCCCACAACACGGACAUGCCGUGCUGACGUUCCCUCACCUGCACACCAGUGAGCAGCAUGUCGACGAGUGCAAAUGCAGUGAGUUCUGAGUGUGUGGUGAAAUAUAAUCAUACUUCUCGGCUCUGGUCGAGCCUGGCCGAAGGCGACGAGAAAGGGGUGGUCCAGGCCCUAGAGGAAGGCGCUGACGUGAACCAGGUGAGCCCCGGCGGAGGUCGGCCCAUUCACUCCGCUGCUCUUCGGAAUUCUGGCGGUCUCGUGAGGAUCCUUUUGAAUCACGGCGCCCUCUGCGAUGCUUCCGACGACGAAGGCUUCACGCCUCUAAUGGUGGCGUCCCUAAAUGGGCAUACUGAGGUGGUGCAGGAGCUGCUGAAGGGCGGUGCGGACCCGAAAAUACAUCGGCCUGAUGACUUCGGCGGGGACACAGCCCUCCACAUGGUCACCAACACAGACGAAGGCGAGGUGUUGAGAACCCUGCUGGAGGCGGGGGCAGAUCCUAACGCCAGGGCCAGCGGCAUGAACAACAUGACGCCUCUGCACUUUGCUGCGGAGAUCGGGAGAAAGAACUUGGCUGAGCUGCUUGCGAACCACCCGAGCUGCGAAGUCAAUCUGAGAGACGCCCGUGGCCUCACGCCCGCCCGCCUAGCUAAGGAAAGCUGCCCGAGUCUCUCGCUCUACCUGGAUUUGUGCUGCGGAGCCAAGUCUCGUAUGGACAAGCUUCUCAUCGCUGCGGUCAGGAGGAAUGAUGCGGCGGAAGUGAGGACAGCGCUGGACAAGGAGGCGGACCUGAGCUUACAGGGUCCAGAGGAUGGCGGGACCUUGCUCCACCUGGCGUCCCAGGGUUCCUCAGGACAAGUUCUCCAGAUGCUUCUCUCUCGAGGCGCCUCGGUGGACGCAAGGACCAGUCAGGGAUUCACGCCGCUCAUGAUAGCGGCUCAGAGGGGCGCGACGGAAGCCUUAGGGCUCCUUUUGGCACAUCGGGCCAAUCCAAAGCUGUCCACUCCUAACGGGACGACGGCGCUGCACUUGGCCGUUCAAAGUCAGGACUCUUCCGCAGUGACUGCUCUCCUCGACGCCGGCGUAGACGUCAACGCCACCAAGGCCGACGGGUCCACGCCGCUGCACAUCGCCGCUGCGUUGGGGGCUCUCGGGCUGGCUCAUCUCUUGUUGGGUGACUACCUGUGCUGCAUUGCUAUCGAGGGCCGCUCGCCUGCUCAGGUGGCGAGGGAGGCCGGCCACCUGGAAUUCGCCAAAUUCAUCGAGCAAAGGAUCGGCAUUUGCGAUGAGAGUGACGACGAAAGUGCUCAGCUCCCCCGAGAGGACUUCCGCGUAGUGGUCGGCCAGCCCGUGCCUCCCGGGCCGGGCGUGUACCGGAACCUCUCCGAACCGUAUCGAGGUCGAGUCCUCAUCAUCAACUACCGGGAAUUCAGUUUGAGGAUAGCCACUCGCCACGACUCUGAGAGAGAUGUAGCAAAUCUCAGGAAAAUGUUUAGAAAUAUGGGCUACCAAGUGGAAGAUCACCAGGACCUGGAUCUGGAAGCGACUAAAGAGGUGCUGAAUAACUUCAGGAGUAACGAGAAUCUAGCUAAAGUUGACUCAAUGUUCGUGUGCAUGUUGAGUCAUGGCAUCGACCGGGAUACAUUCUACACAUCUGAUAUGAGAAAGAUGGACGUCCCUGCGGUCCGGAAUAUGUUCAAAGAUCAGGCUUGUCCUCUCAUGAAGGGAAAACCCAAGGUUUUCCUUUUCAACUUCUGCCGCGGAAAAACUCUCGAAAGCUUCUCUGGACAUAGUAUAGGGGACGAUAUACCUUGUACGUCACAGAGCGCGGUCGGCCGCGACAAGGUACCUCCCGCAAAGGACGAAGCCCCGCGUGAUAUGCUAACCCUCUACGCGUCGACGGAAGGCUUCAAGGCUUUUAGGACGAACGAAGGAACUUUGUUCGUGCGGUCCCUGUGUCAAACUCUAGCCGCCCACGCCCACAACACGGACAUGGUCAGCAUGGUUCAGAAGCUGGACCAGCUCAUGACAGCAAGACGACACGCUACAACGCCGGAGGCACAGAGCUUCGCCUUCAAGAAGUUUUUCCUGAAUCCAUUAAAGCCGUCCGACGCAUGAUGCUGUUCUGAGUCUCCAACGAUCACUGUGCUUUAUUGCAUGCUGGCGGGUGGGCGUGUGUGCCGGCUUUCGUAAUCAGGAUCGCUGUUGGCUUUUAGGUCUGUUGUGUCCUACCCGCCUUUUUCAGUACAUAAACACUUAUGUAUAGGCGUGCGUAUACGUGUGUUCAUGUUUGUUCGUUUGAUUGUGUGUGUGUGCGUGUAUGUGUUCAUUUGCUAGUUAUCGAUAUAUGUGUCCUUUAUGUAUCCAUCGAUAUUUUGAUUACUAAAAGAUAAAGGUAAAAUUAUAAAAUGAUAACCAACGUUUUACCGGCAAUUAAUUUGCUUUGAGUAGAUUUUCAUUUUAGUUGAGAAUCAUUUGGUGGUCGAGAAUUCUUGUUUCUUAUCGUUCACUCUCUUUUGUGUGCUUAAAAAUGAUCCUGGACUUUUGAAGAAUAAAUAGAUAUUGACAAGCAAUUUCGCCGCGUAAAUUACUUGCGCCCUUCGACUUUCUUUUUAUUCCUGCUUCAAAUUCUGUUCUUUUGUUUGAAUUACGUUUUUGCCUCAAGGAAGAGAUAGAGAUAGACGCACAGAAGAAGAGAGGGAACUUGAACAUACGUUAAAAUUUAUAAGACUCAAAUGCACUGCUAAAUAACUGUUGCCGUAACAGAAAGAAAGAAAAAAAAAGAGUCCCUCUCUCUCUCUCCCCCACUUAUAACUAAUAUAUGUAAUCAUCUCAGUCAUUUGAAAAUGACUGAGAUGAUUACAUGGCUUGUAUGGACGCGAGUUCGAGUUCCACCUUUGCCCAAUCUAUCCACCCAACCAUUUUGAGCAUUAGUUUUCAUUCACUGCAAGCUAAUAGCUAUAUUUCACUGUACAUACUGUGAUUUGGUCUCAAACUUGGGGAUAUUCUAUCUGGAUGCGAACUUUGCUCGAAUGAAUCCAUCUCCUGUCUCUUCUCCACAAACAGAUGGUCAUGCGUCUGUAACUAAUUUGAUUAGUUUUUCAACUGCUUGAAUAUGACAAGGGAGUCUUUCCAAAUUGAGCUUACACUCUUCUUUGAUGUGCCUAUCAGUGAACUCAUCUGAAUAUUGAGCCUCCAAAGGAGGUUCUGCCACAUCAGUAAGUGGAGUUUGUAGAAACUUUGAUCUAUUCUUAUAUUAGAUUUUGCAUUACAAAUUAGUCGGCGACGCUGCUUCUUCUAUCGCCUCUUC
Molecule: messenger RNA, 3422 nt
Organism: Penaeus chinensis
Lineage: Eukaryota; Metazoa; Arthropoda; Malacostraca; Decapoda; Penaeidae
Product: ankyrin-1-like
Exons: 8
Coding region: 176-2230 (684 amino acids)
Biological process (GO): proteolysis
Molecular function (GO): cysteine-type endopeptidase activity; protein binding
Source: RefSeq, a predicted model, not a curated record